AUGAAGCCCCUCCCCUUUCCAUUCCCCCUAAACAUCGGCACAGACAUCGUCCACAUCCCGCGAAUAGCCCAACUCCUCACCCGACCCGACUAUCUAACGCGCUUCACGCGCCGCAUCCUCUGCGACCAAGAACAAACCUAUUUCCGAAAACGCUUCAGCGAAGCCCUCAAAGAACGCGCUGCAUACCACCAACAACCGCCACCAGUGCCUGCGGAGAUAACGCGCUGGCUGGCAGGCCGCUUCGCAGCCAAGGAGGCGGCACGCAAAGCUGCGCCGUCCGGGGCGGCAUCAAUUGGCUGGAAGGAUGUUAUGGUUACCAUUCAAGAGGAUGGUGGGAUGUUCGGGGAGGGUGUGAGUCGUAGGCCUGAGAUUGUUUAUAUUGGGAAUGCGGAGGGUGCGGAAGAGGGGAGGGCUGCGAAGCUGUCUAUCUCGCAUGAUGGAGAGUACGUUGUUGCUACGGUUUUGGCGGCUGGGUGA
Molecule: messenger RNA, 477 nt
Organism: Penicillium bovifimosum
Lineage: Eukaryota; Fungi; Ascomycota; Eurotiomycetes; Eurotiales; Aspergillaceae
Product: holo-ACP synthase
Exons: 1
Coding region: 1-477 (158 amino acids)
Biological process (GO): fatty acid biosynthetic process
Molecular function (GO): holo-[acyl-carrier-protein] synthase activity; magnesium ion binding
Source: RefSeq, a predicted model, not a curated record